Messenger RNA from Mugil cephalus (flathead mullet), 2382 nucleotides. RefSeq names its product homeobox D12a (gene hoxd12a). The coding region runs from base 412 to 1197 and encodes 261 amino acids. Gene Ontology annotation, biological process: regulation of DNA-templated transcription. Gene Ontology annotation, molecular function: sequence-specific double-stranded DNA binding; DNA-binding transcription factor activity, RNA polymerase II-specific. Lineage: Eukaryota; Metazoa; Chordata; Actinopteri; Mugiliformes; Mugilidae. The record is from RefSeq and is a predicted model, not a curated record. The transcript is spliced from 2 exons.
UUGUGGCUUUCCUGUGUUGCGUUUAAGGCCCUGCAUUUGUAUUUAUACUCCACGGGUCAGUCCACAGAGUCACCUUGUUGGUCCUAAUGUCACAGUGGUACCAAAAUAAAACCCUGCUCAUGUGCCUCCAAGUAAGAGCCCAAGGCUCAUGUCCCAUAUUCUUCACAUAUUCCUGUAUAAAUACAGAAACUAAACAGUCGGUUGGAAUAACUUCGACCCCCCCACCCAGCCUCCCAAUACCAAAAUAUUUCCUCAUGGAGUAUUUUUGCUUUGCAGUAUUGGGAGCAAGGGUGGGGCGGAACAACAUAUUUUGCAUAUCACGUGACGCCGUAUUAACAAAUCAACAAUUACCUUGCCUUUAUUCUUCAGGAGUUGCUAAAAGGCUUGCAAGAAGCGUUUGAGGAGAGCUCCAUGGAAAUGUGUGAGCGGAAUCCUUUAAAUCCCGGCUAUGUUGGUUCUCUGUUGAAUUUCGCUCCCCCCGAGUCGCUGUAUUUCUCCAACUUGCGCGGCAAUGGAGCCCACAUACCAGGACUGCAUCAGCUCCCUUACAAUAGGAGAGAGGUGUGCACGCUCCCGUGGACUUCCUCAAGUUCGUGCGCGUCUGGACCAGCAGCACCGCCGCCGCCGCCACAGAGCCGCGCCUUUGGCGGCUACUGUCCGCCGUUUCUGUCCAACUCGGUGUCUGUCAACACGAACUCCUCCAGCGGCCACGUCAAGGCGCAUUUGGAGGAGCCUGCUCGGUGCUUCCACGACACCGGCCACAAGACCGCGGAGUCUGGCAGACAGGAUGAAGUUUACGCCGCGGAGCACGGUGCCCGCGGUUAUUCAGAUCACGGUUCUGCGGCGCAGCUAGAUCCGGAUCCAGCGGGUCCGCUGAACGUGAACCGCACCAAACAGCAGCAGAAUCCCAUUCACACGUCAUCAAGUAACACAUGCUCCAGGACGACUUUUCCUCAAGGUGCCUCGUGGUGCUCGUCACAAGUGAAAACAAGGAAGAAGAGAAAACCUUACUCGAAGCCACAGCUCGCUGAACUUGAGAGCGAAUUUAUGAUGAAUGAAUUCAUCAACAGACAGAAACGUAAGGAGCUGUCAGGCAGACUGGACCUGAGCGACCAGCAGGUGAAAAUAUGGUUUCAGAACCGGAGGAUGAAGAAGAAACGACUAAUGAUGCGCGAUCAAGCUUUCUCCGCAUACUGAUGACCUUUUGGACUUGAUCGUGACCAGCAGAGCAUCAGAAGUGAACACAGUGUGCCAAACUUGUCCCCUAUAAAUUACUUUCUGUCACUGAAUUGUUAGUAACGCAUUUAGUGGCUGGGUUGUGUUCAGACGUUUUUUUUUUCUUUUUUUAAUGAAUGAAACGUUGAUUUUGUGAACUGGAAUACACACCGCAUGAUUGUCACACCAGAGACAGGGUUUCACAUCUACGCUCCCAUCUGUGGUUAGGUUUAAAGCACUUUGGUUAAGAUUAAUAUAAAGCUAAUGGUUUUAGUUAAAUGUAAAUAUUCGCCGUGUCAUAUCCUGUGGCACAUUUUUAUCCAGUCACGAGACAAAAAUCACAGAAAAUUAAAAAGAAAUUUCAUUGUACAUAUGUUUUACGCCUGCUGCUCAUUUUUGAUUCUCCUGAUGCGCCUGUCUGGCCUGCAGCGGUGCGUAAUAUUUAAUCUUUUAGCCCACGUCUUUCACAUCCAGCUAAAAUGUGAGACUUAUUUCAACUGUGAUGUGGAUCGAUGUGUUUUGUGAGUGUUUUGUGUUGCGGCCUGCGCAUGUAGCGCAGGCUUAAUAUGGAAGCCGACAGUCAAGUUCAUGUUUACGGAUGGAUAAAACUUUAGCAAAAGUCAGUAUUGAAAAAAAUAUUAUAACUGCAUGCCCCUUUAUCGAUUGCUGAUGUUUAAUUAAAUGUCUGAUUCCCUAUUUUCAUUGUAAACCCGUCUUAAAUGUCGCAUUGCUUAAGAAAUCGUCGCAUCCUCGGUCUUCGCUCCUCAUCCAGAAUGUGUUUACUUCUAAAGCAAAAAUAAGUUUGUGACUGUGAAACAUUUUUAAUGGUGUUACGUCAAACGACAUUAUAUCUGUUGUAAAUUACGCGCGUGGAUUAUUCUUGCCUGACCGUCGCAUUGUAACAAAAAUGUGGAUAUUUGUGCAAUCCCAAAUCCGAUGUUUGCGCCAUGGAGGAUCCGUCUCGAUUCGUAGAUUCUGUACUUUUAAUUACACAAUUCAAGGAUAAUGCGGGUUGCAUUUGACAUAUUUAACUGUAAUUUCAUAAAGCAUGAUAUUAGGCGUAAGAAUGAGAAUUGCACCAGCCAUCUUUUUAUCCACGGUAUCCAUGAUGUUUUGUAAAGUUGACGCCUCCUGAAGGCAAAUAAAGAUCUUUCUUUUUUUUUUUUU